Molecule: messenger RNA, 2953 nt
Organism: Dicrocoelium dendriticum
Lineage: Eukaryota; Metazoa; Platyhelminthes; Trematoda; Plagiorchiida; Dicrocoeliidae
Source: the annotation of a GenBank genome assembly
GGACAGUUUGGAAUCUUCGGAUAUCUAACUGCGGAACCUGUGGUCGCACGAUGUUGUUUGAGAAGUCCUACAUUAUUUUCUGUGAAAUUAUCCUAUUCAAUUUUUACACCGCGUGCGCUUCCCUGGAUGAAUUCGCUGGUAAUAGGUUGGGAGAUACAAUGCAUUCUAGAGAUGAGAUGGACCUUCUCCACCUGCAUAUCCUUUUCCGACAUGGCGAUCGCACUCCUAUUUUCGACCCAAUAAAUAGCGAAGCUUCCUACGAAAAAAUGUGGCCCUCUGGGCAUGGACAAUUGACUGAUAAAGGGAUUCUACAGGAAUUCGAACUUGGGAGAUGGCUGCGUUAUAAAUAUGGUUACUUUAUCCCCAACCACUACAAUGCCUCAGACUUUCACAUGAGAAGCACAGACAUUGACAGGACUCUGAUGUCCGCACAAGCUGUGACCGCUGGACUAUACUACAACUCCUCUUCGCCACUCAUUCCAUAUGGAGUCGCUUGGAGGCCUGUACCCGUCCACACUGUCAGUCAAAAAAAUGACGUACUGUUGAGCACUGCCAGCUGUCCGUCCUUGGAUGUGCUACGUGGGCUGCAGAUGUAUUCGGAUGCGGCGAUUGCUUAUGAGAAUGAGCAUCGCAGUUUGUUUGACUUACUCAACAAACAUUUACCAAAUACCAUUGACCGAUUCAACAUCGACGAUGUGCUGGAUACCGCGAUAUGUAUGAGGGCGCACAAUUUUACCAUGCCUGAUUGGUUUACCGAGAAAUUAAUGGAAGAGUUAAUGGAUGUCGUGGCCUUCUAUUGGAACUUGCAGUACGCUAGUACAACUGAGAUAAUCCGCUUGGAGAUUGGCGUUUUUAUCAACGCUGUACUUGAACAUAUUACUGCGAUUACUGACGGGAGAACUGCAUCUGUAAUGGAAGACCAUCAUUUAUCUGCGCAACAUCUUUUGGCCUACUCUGCACACGAUACGGAUGUUACUUUUCUCCUAGCUGCUCUUGGUGCCUUUGACAGGCAGCUUGUAGAGUACUCAGCAACUGUCAUAUUGGAAUUGCUUGUUCCGAAACCACCUGCCCCACGCCACAACUUUCAUUUGGCAUUGUUGUACAAGAGAGGCUACCAAGAUAAUGUUGGUGAAUACCUUGCUUUAGCACCUUGCUCCGAUAAACCGGCUCACGAGGGGUGUCCCUUAGAUCUUGUCUUGAAUUACCUGCAACCGUUUGUGCUAAAAGAGGAGGAAUUUGCUGCGGCCUGCGCUGCGUUCUCUGCUAAAGAUGAACAAACUUGCAAUGUUCCAAGCACUUCGUGCUAAGGAGGACAGUGAGAGAUUGCAUCAUUUGGUGCACAUUGUAUUCGGAAGUAUCACCCUUAUUUUCUUGCUCGGGACAUGCUUUCUCAUCCUUUACUUUCGCUUUUGGUCUCGAUUCCGCCAGUCACCUUUUGAACCGUUAAAAUCUUCCCUUUGAUCCGCUUUCCGCUUGAAUCCUGUACGACCUCCUUAACAAUCAGUGAUUUACCCUUUCUGCUUUUGGUAUACCUGUCCUAUACUCUUUUAUGAUUGUCCUCCUAUCCUGCUCUGUUCUAAAUUUCCAGAUAUUUGUUUUUUUCUUAUUGGUGAGUUGCGGCACCUAUCCAUUCUGUCAGCUAUGAUCAGAAACCGAUAUUGGACCAAACAAGCGAUCGAAUGGAAAUCCCAUUUCACACAUAGUCGGAUUGGAAGGCCACCUUCUCCUCAACUAUUAGUCUCGUUUUCUUCUUACCAUCAAAUUAACCGCAUUUUCACAUCUCAGUCCUUCCGUUGAUUUUUCAUUUCUAUGCCAUGUCUCUGAGUGCGUGUUCCGUGACUUCGUCCGACCAAGUACAUUUUCCUCGAACAAGAUACUGGAUUACCAAGUUGUGAUUGUUCACCAGAACUUAUAUUGACCGUUUUGAUUUUUGAUAUAAUCUAUUACAACGCCACAAUACUUAUAGUAAAGCGUAACUUAGUAGCGCCACCAGAUACGAGAAGUGUCUCAACGGCGUUGGUGCCGGUAACAGAUUCCCACUUUGCAUAUUCAAUGGAGUAGAGCGCACACCUCCAGUUCCCUUAAUGUGUCACCGGCUGUGGUGCGUUUGGUCUACGCCCAAAGAAUCAAGGUAUCCAAUGUCAGAUUGGUUUUAGUGGUGCUCCCAGUAACGCCCUUAGUUGUUUGGUCCAGAAAGGUACAGGAAAUAAUCGACUAAUCAGGUCAGUUCCACAACAAUCAAGAAAACCGAUCGCGGGCCUGUAAUGCGCUGCAUCAUCAACUGUUGCUUUCAAAAUACUCCGUUUUUAAGGGAAGUCUACUUCGUCAACCUAUUCACUGAGAAUUGUGUGGGGUUGGACGCGGUCCCAUGAGAACCAGACCACUCAUCCACUCAUUGAAGUUGUUUCACUUUCCCCUCAGUUAGUUCAUUCACCCCAGAUGGAUUAGUCAAUAAGGCCUCAUUGUCGGCUCGAUGGCUCAUCGACCGCAUUUGGGAGGAAUUUACACUGCCUACUGUUCCAUUCCAGGUUUAAACUUGUUCCGCACUCAAUUUCCUACUGGGGAGUCACUCAUUGCGAUGUUUAUUAAUGCGACAACUAUGUUCCUACUGUGUUAUUAACUGCAGACGAGGUGACCGUGUCAAAACAAAUCACGCCUUCAAUGUCUCUAACAAAACAUUCCUCUGGUCGAUUUUUCUGUCCAAUGCAUCUUUCGUCAAUUGGAAAUGGAUACCAUGUAUUUUAGACCAGUAGUUGUUGUUUUCCAACUUUCUGAGUAUCUGUCCACUAGGACUGGGACGAUGUCGAGUGAGUUGCAGCCAAAUGUUUCCCGAAACCUUAUCUCUGGCACUACAGGUCUAUAGGUAAAUGCACUCAUUCUGGUAAAUAUGCUAGAAUUUGUGAUCAACCAUGUUACUUACGUGGCUAAGCAAUACUCACCAAAGAGGUUUCCC